Molecule: messenger RNA, 2255 nt
Organism: Patella vulgata (common limpet)
Lineage: Eukaryota; Metazoa; Mollusca; Gastropoda; Patellidae
Product: cartilage matrix protein
Exons: 5
Coding region: 626-1714 (362 amino acids)
Cellular component (GO): extracellular region
Molecular function (GO): chitin binding
Source: RefSeq, a predicted model, not a curated record
AGUUCUUCGGAGUUGCAGGACGAGAGGAGGUGGGAGUGUCUAGUUUUUUGGAUGGUACGAUUAAAACGUAUACUCGUUGGCGUAUAGACUUAAAUAAUUCAAUGAAGAGUUUAGGCGGUUAAAUUAGCCGCAUAGCACAUGGACAUUGUAUGGCGUACACCUAUUCCACAUGCCUAUCAACCGUGGCUCGCUAUACAAUUUCAUAAUUUCAGACAACAGUUUUAUUUCGUAAUAAAUUAAAUUUUAUAUAAAAAAAAAAAGUUAAUUCAGCGAAUAAUAACAGGCCUAAUAAUGGAUAAAUAUUUAUUAAAAAUCAGGUAUUCGUGAUUUAAACCCACCUUGACACCACUUUCAAUCCGGGUAGAGAAAUGACGUAAAAACAUCCUCUCGAGUGUUUAUUUAGAAUGUACAGGUGAAUUCGCCGCGUGCGUUAUUUGUUAUUUAUGGUCGAAUGAUUUAUAUGGAAUAACGGGAUGUAGAUGGAGGGAAAGGUUUAUAUAUAAAUAGGAGAUUAACACAUCGGAUAUCAGUAUUCACUAGUUGAAUAGCGGUGAACACAGCAGAAGCUAUAUUAACCACAACAACCAUAAGAAUAGAAGGUUUAUAUUUAACUAUAAAGAUAACAAUGGUGGAGAUGAAGAUAUCAAUAUUAGUGGGAUUGAUUGUAGCUGUUACACACGUCAACAGUCUCAAAUGUGACGGCAAGGCAGAUGUGGUGAUUGCAGUUGCAGGUGCUCCUAUGCAAGUUCCUCAAGAUCAGUUCAUCAGAUUAGAAAACUUUCUGAUCGGAAUGGUAAAUUAUUACGACAUCUCCAAAACAGCCACAAACGUGGGGUUGAUUCUCUAUGGUCGAGAUCCACAAAUCAUCACGCGUCUAACCCCAUCCCAUAACAAACGUGAUAUCAACACAAGGAUAUCUUUACUGGCACAGAGAGAGUUGUAUCGUCCCAUAUAUGGUGGAUCGAACGUUGUCAAGGCAAUCGACGCCAUGAUUGAUCUCCACAAGGACAACAAACGACCCGGUACACCAAAGAUUGGUGUCAUUAUAACAUACGGGGCAGCAGAUUUAUCUGGUCCAAAACCAGAUGUCAUUGCUAAAAGAAUCGCCGAAGCUGGAGCGAGGGCUAAGAAGGCCGGAAUUGAAAUGUUUGCUGUGUCGUCUGGUGGAUUGAUUCCUGGCUUUGAGGACAUAACAUCCGGAGAUAGAUGCCGCUUGUUCAGCAUGAGUGAUUUUCAACGCUUACACGUUCUUUUACCAUACUUAGCUAGUACUACUUGUUAUGUGACGGAUCCUGGCGUAACACCUAGCACUAGUAAAUGUUUUCCAGAGGUGCUUCCACCACCCAAACAGAUUGAGAUGACGUGUCCUCCACCUAGUUCCGGUUUCUAUGAAGACAAAAACAACUGCGCCUACUUUAUACAGUGCACAGAGACCGGUAGAAUCCGAACCAGGUGUGCUGGCGGAACUUUAUAUGAUCCCCAAAUCGAACGAUGUAACCAUAAAGAAUUCGUCACGUGCUGGAGUAAGGUCAAGUGUCCCCAACAAUACGGUCUAUUCCCUCAUCCCCACUUCUGCAACCAGUACUUAAAUUGUGCUUUCGGGGUUCCGUAUGUCCAGACCUGUCCUGCAGGUUUAGUAUUCAAUAAAAGUUACUGUGAUUAUCGUUCUAAUGUUGACUGUGGAGAUAAGAAAACUUCUCACCAAACAAAUUAAAAUGAUAUUAAAAAGUCUCUGCUGCAAAUAUCUUACUAAAAUACAGAUCUAUAUUUCGUUUCGUUCUUUUUUUUUCAUGAUUUCGAUGAACUUUGAUUUGACGAAGCAAACUAUUUAUGUGUGACUUUUAAUUUGUUUGCUCUACAUAUGUCUCUCAUAAUUCAGUGCACACCUCAGUUGAAGCUCGACAAAACAAACGGCACUCCCAUUUUAUCAAGUGAACGCGGUUUAUUUAAAAUGCCUUCCGGACCCCACUGUCCUGAAGACUAACAAAACGAAAAUUGAACCAAAAGAAAACGAAACGAAAUAGGAUAUGCUCAAUUGGUUGAUCAAAAGUGUUAAGGCUAGUUUCCAUAUAGUUGUCAAAUAUUUAAUAAUGCACACUUCGGAAAAGUAUUUGCAUAGCCUAGAAAUGUCAUCCACUACAAUGUUGUUAUUACAUGCCAAAAAUGGUCACUAGUAGAAUAUUGUUAGAUGUAUUUAUCUUGUCUGGAGAACUUCUUACUUACAAAUAUCGGCGGCAGAGAAAAACUUUUAAUUU